AUGAUUUAAAAGAAGCGUUUGCAUUAAUCCUUCUUUGGAGCAAUAAUGACACUAUUAAUGUUUGGUUGCAUAAUAACAUAUAUUGUUAACAAAUUUGUAUAACUAGGAAUGAGAAAAGAAUUCUAAACACUGUAUUCAGAAAUCUAUUAUGAGGAGAUACCAAUUUAUCCAUUGACUUCUCAAAAUUUCACUUUAUAAUUCGCAUUUCAGAACAACAAUUAGAAGAACUACAUAGACGAAUCAGUUUAUAGUGUGAAUGCAUUUAUGGUUAAUAGAGUUUAAAGAACGUAUGAUUUAUUUUAGAUAGCAGAGUGAAUAAUAAAACAACUUAAGAUGUCACAAAAACAGAGAUACCCCUAAGUAAAUGUGCUAAGAUUGGAAUAACUUUCGAGGAGAUUGAGGAGUAAUUAGAUAAUGUUGAUUUCAAUAAUACGUAUUGCAUAGAUUGGGAGAAAAUUUCAGAGUUAAGUUUGACUGGUACUCCUGAUUAGGAAAACUAUACUUAUAUAUACGUAAAUUUCCAAAUAUGCGUGAAUGAUACAACCAAUAGUAGUUUUGAUUAUAUAAAUAGGCGAGAGUGUGACAUGUAAAUCGAAGGAAGAAAUUCAAGAUAAAUUAAGGAAGAAUUACAUUUAAUUUUAGAUGUCCUCAUACAAUAUUGACCUAAGGAAUUAUCAAUAGCCAAAUGUUCCAAAGGUUGAAGAAAUAUAAACAACUAUAUCAAGUUAAGUGAUGAAAGACAUUACUUUAUUUAUGCAACCAAUUACCACCUUGACUGAAGAUGGAUUAUUGGAUGAAUUGAUUCGAAAAGAUGCUACUAUAAGGUAUUAAAAAAGUUAAGAGAUUAUUGAUUUUAACAGUGAUGAAUCCUUGGCAACGGUUUAGAUUAGAUUAGCAAAUACUGAGAAUGUUAGUUAUAGAAUAUAUCCAAAAUUAUAAGAUAUCUUGGCUUAAGCAGGUGGUUUAUGGGAGUUAUUGUUGCUUGCCUUUUCAAUUAUUGUGAAACCCUUUUCUUAAAUGUCAUUCAAAAUGGAAAUCAUAAAUAGUUUAUUCAAUUUCGAAGGCCAAAAAUUAAUAGAUCAAGAUGAAUCUGAAAAUAAACAUAAACGAUUUGAUAAACUAAAUGGGUUUUAAGAGAAUAUUUAAACAAAUGAGAAUGACGUUUCAAUAAUAUUAAACUCAUUGAAAUCAAAAGCAAGUGCAAGAUUUCCAAGAGGAAGAGCAAAGUUGAAAACUGUAAAAGUAGAUGGAAUAAAUUCUGCUUAAACUGAAAAAUCCUCCUAAGUAUUUGCUAACUCUCCUGGAAAUGAAAAAAUACUUAAAAAAGGAAUUAAUGUUGCAUUCAGAAAGUUCUUCAACGUUGCAACACUUAAAUUAUAAUUUAAUCCAUUAGAUUAUUUUAGAUAUUUGAAGUGUGGGUAAUAAUGUAUUCAAUAUUUUAAAGGAAGAAGGAAGGAAAGUAUAAACAAUUAAGUUAUUCAAUCUCAAAAUUAGAUAAGUGUCUUGAUAUCCUCUUUAUUAUUGACAAGUUACAAGAAAUAGAUAAAUUAAAAAUGAUUUUGUUAUCAAAAGAGUAAGUGCAACUGUUUGAUUUCCUUCCUAAGCCAUUAAUUUGUCUUGAUCCCUCAAAUUAAUAUUUAAGUGAGAAUUAUCAAUACUCCUCAUUACUAAAACCCUAUAAGGGACUAAAAGAAAAAUCAUUAGAAGCUCAAUAAGUACUCGAUUAAUUACUUGAAAAUUUGGACGAUCCUAUUACUAAUAAACUUAUUUCGUUGAUGGAUCCAAAUUUAAUAAAGUUGUUAUAGAUAUAGCAUGAUUUAAAAAAGAAGCAAAGCCCAAACCUAUUAAUUAAUGAAUUUGUUGAAUGA
Molecule: messenger RNA, 1868 nt
Organism: Paramecium octaurelia
Lineage: Eukaryota; Ciliophora; Oligohymenophorea; Peniculida; Parameciidae
Source: the annotation of a GenBank genome assembly